Molecule: messenger RNA, 897 nt
Organism: Pieris macdunnoughi
Lineage: Eukaryota; Metazoa; Arthropoda; Insecta; Lepidoptera; Pieridae
Source: the annotation of a GenBank genome assembly
AUGAACAUAAUAAUUCAUUUAUUUUUAUUAAAAAGUGUUUUCGGCCAAGAUUGGAUUUCUAAGCCAGGAAUAGAUCUUCUAACUCUUUAUAAUAAGCAGUAUGACAAUAUUGAUGGACCAAAAGACCCAAUAGAAGAUCUAACUUCCUCAAGUAAAAAUGGUAUAGACAUAUUAUCUCUUUAUCAUGGACAAAGGGAUGGAUCGAACAAUACCGAUUUAAUUGAGACCAUACAAAAUCUGGCUGAAUUAGGAAAUAAUGCUCCGCAAGACGACACAGACUACAUUGAACGACCCUGCAGGAUAUUCGACAAAAACUGUAUACGUCGAUAUUUCGCCGCUCAUAGUCUGUGCACACCUAAGUACCAGGCAGUUCCAGACCCAGUCUACCGAAGCCAAUCCACCUUCUACUUGCCCAGAGUAAACGUUACAGUAACUCCUAUUGAUAUCUACUACACAGGUGCUACGGCCAGGAUAAUAGAAUUCUACGUAAACAAGAAAACGAACCGUCUUCUUUUGGCUUUUACUUUUACGAACUUCACAACGAGUACUGACAAUAGUUAUUUUAGAUUUAACCGUCGUGGUAAAGAGCCCGUUGUUACAAGAUCAUCUGUCGAUGUUCAAUAUAUUUCCCUAACCGCAACAGUGACAAUUCCUAAUUUAAGCAAUCUAAGGCUUGACAGGAGUGAAAUGUAUUUAUACUCAGAAGACAUCAACCCAGGGCUUCGAGUUGACCUUUCUAUAUUCGAAAGCACAGAACUGAACGUGCAAAGAUCUUUAGUGGAAUUCCUACUACGACCGGAUGUAAAUUUACAAGAAGCUUUUCUGAUUGACGCUAACUUCUACGCCAACAGUUACAUACAGCAGUCUAUCUGUGAUUUUGGAUUGAUACUCUCAUAA